Molecule: messenger RNA, 2566 nt
Organism: Nothoprocta perdicaria
Lineage: Eukaryota; Metazoa; Chordata; Aves; Tinamiformes; Tinamidae
Gene: PDE12
Product: phosphodiesterase 12
Exons: 3
Coding region: 1-1731 (576 amino acids)
Biological process (GO): nuclear-transcribed mRNA catabolic process, deadenylation-dependent decay
Cellular component (GO): mitochondrion
Molecular function (GO): 3'-5'-RNA exonuclease activity
Source: RefSeq, a predicted model, not a curated record
AUGUGGCGCGCGCUGCGCGUUGCCUCCGCGCUGCGCGGCCCGGCGGCAGCUCCAUCCUCCUCGGCCUGCCCGUCGCCUGCCGCCAUGGAGCGGGCCGUGGUGCGCUGCGUGCCGUCCGAGCCCAAGCUGAGCCUGCAGUUCGUGCUGCCUGACGGCAGCGCCAAGCACAUGCAGCGCGACCAGGCGGAGCCGCUGGGCCGCGCGCUCGCGCGCAUCGCCACCAACGCCGCCAAGGGCCGCGUCAGGAAGGGCAAGAAGGCGCGGGCGGCGGGCGAGGCRGAGGACGCGGCGGCGCUGCCCGCCGUGCGCCUCUUCUCGCGCGACGGGCAGGCGGUGGGCGCGGAGGUGCCCAACGCGGCGGCGUGGCAGGAGGGCGCCGUGCUGCACAUCGGCGAGGCGCGCUACCGCGUGGAGCGCAACCCGCCCGCGCUCACCGAGCUGCGCCUGCCGCGCUCGCUGCUCGCCGGCUUCCCCGUGUGCCCCAAGCUGAGCGCCGAGUUCGCGGCGCCGCAGCACUGCCUCUUCCGCUGGUUCCGCGAGCAGCGCAGCGGCGGCGGCGGCUGGGUGGAGGAGGAGGCGGCGGCCGGGCGCGUCUUCACGCCGGACAACGCGCUGGUCGGGCUGCGGCUCAAGCUGCGCUGCACGCCUGGCGACGCCGCGCAGCGCUACGGGCUGCCCUGCGAGGUGGAGAGCAGCGGGCCCGUGGAGGCCGGGCCCGGCGCCUGCACCUUCGACGCGCGGCACCUCUACACAGGCCGCGCGUGCGGCGCCGGCCGCCUCCGUGCCGUCACCUACAACAUCCUGGCGGACACGUACGCGCAGACCGAGUUCUCGCGCACCGUGCUCUACCCAUACUGCGCGCCCUACGCCCUCGAGCUCGACUACCGCCAGAACCUGCUCAAGAAGGAGCUGGCGGGCUACAGCGCUGACCUCGUAUGCCUGCAGGAGGUGGACAAGGGCGCCUUCGCCGACAGCCUGGCCCCAGCUCUGGACGCUUUUGGCCUCGAGGGGCUCUUCAAGAUCAAAGAGAAGCAACACGAGGGUCUGGCCACCUUCUUCCGCCGGGACAAGCUCAGCCUCCUCAGCCGGCACGACAUCGCCUUUAGCGAGGCCCUGCUCGUCGACCCGGUGCACGCGGCGCUGCGGGAGAAGCUGGCCGCGUACCCGGCCGUGCAGGAGAAGGUGCUGCAGAGAUCAUCCGUGCUGCAGGUUUCAGUUUUUCAGUCUGCAACUGAUCCUUCCAGGAAGAUUUGUGUGGCUAAUACUCAUCUGUACUGGCAUCCAAAAGGUGGGAACAUCCGUCUCAUCCAAAUCGCUAUAGCCUUGUCUCACAUCAAGCACGUAGCGUGUGAUUUAUAUCCUAGCAUCCCAAUCAUUUUCUGUGGGGAUUUUAACAGUACACCAUCAUCUGGGACUUACCGCUUCAUUAGCGGUGGCAGUGUUGCUGAAGAUGAUGAAGACUGGGUCUCUAACGGAGAAGAAGAAAGGUGCAACAUGCCCUUAAGUCAUCCUUUCAAACUGCUAAGUGCUUGUGGAGAACCUGCUUAUACAAACUAUGUUGGUGGGUUUCAUGGGUGUCUGGACUACAUUUUCAUUGACAAAAAUGCUCUUGAGGUUGAACAGGUCAUUCCAUUGCCAAGUCAUGAAGAAGUAACAACUCAUGAAGCUUUGCCCAGUGUUGCACAUCCCUCUGAUCAUAUAGCACUAAUAUGUGACUUAAAGUGGAAAUAAAUCCGCAUUUGCGUGGUGCUUUUGAGUUUUCAAACAAGAAGUCAAUUCCCUGUUGUGGAAGUCAAGUUGAACCCUAGUUUACAUGUUACUAAAGAAGCGAAUUAGAAUUAUUACCAAAAAGUUCACMUGCUUAUUGAUUCUACUGCCAAUUAUCUGACUAUUCUAAUAUUAACAUGACAACUUUCUUUCCCUUUUUUAUAUGCUAAUAGAAAAUACAAAUAAUUUAAAGUUUUGAACAUUGGAAUAUCAUCUACCUUUUAUAGAUUUUUUUUAAAAAGGAUUAGGAAURCUUUUGCUAAGAAGGAUAUAUGAAUCCAAUUUGAUUUAUUACUGCAAGCUGAACCCUGUUCAAUUUGGAACAAAAUGCAAAACUGAAAAUCAAAUCUUUCAAAUAACUUUAGGUCUAUAAAGAGUCUUGUUCAUUUAUCAUUACUAUAUCUAGAAUUUUAGUAAGUAGCACGAUCAACUAACUUGUACUUACUACUUUUGGAAGAGAUGCUUUYUAAUUAUCAUUCAAUAGAGGUGUUUAGCAAAAUCAAAUGCCUUAAUUUCAAGAUUAUAAAGGAUUGGGAAAUAUCUUUCUUGCCCGUUUAAUAUACCUGAGGGUAAUUUUAGCACUGGUUAAAAAUUGAUUUCAAAUACAAACUACAUCUACUUCAAGUACCUGUUCCUGGUGUUUUCUAGUCAUGUCGUUACUUUCUCUCAAUGGAGGGAAGGGGUAUGAAUCCGUAACAAGCCUCUUUUCCUAUAUUAUUAGUCCCUCUACAACUAAGACAGUGUUUGAAAACACUAAGUUAUGCCUCUUUGACCUAAUAAACUUYCACUUUCAAUUCUC